AUGCAUGCAGGAAUUGUCCAGCAAGGAAAAACUUUGUCAAGAGCUGAUGCUCGUAUUCCUAAACCUCCGAAGGCACCGGAAAAGCCCUUAAUGCCUUACAUGCGUUAUAGCAGAAAGGUAUGGGAAAGAGUAAAAAAUGAAAAUCCACAAUUGAAAUUAUGGGAAGUCGGAAGAAUAAUUGGGCAAAUGUGGCGUGAACUACCCGAUGAAGAGAAGAACAUUUACAUAGAGGAAUAUGAAGCUGAAAAACAGAGAUAUAGCGAAACCUUGAGGCAGUAUCAUAGCUCGCCGGCUUAUCAAGCCUGGAUGGUUGCUAAAGAAAGAGCUGAGAAAGUUAUUGAAGAGGAAGAAAGAAGGAAUGCAGCUAGAUCUCGUGAGAAGCAUGAACCGGCGGUUGAUAUGCGAGAAUCUUACAUACUGGAAGAUAAUGAAGAAGAUCCGGAUGAGCAAUUUACUAUUAAGCACGUAGCAGCUGCUCGUUAUCAGCGUAACCAUCGUCUAAUGCUCGAAAUCCUCGGUGAUUCAAAGUUGCCCGAUCCUGGACAAUUAAUAAACGAACAUCGCAUUCGAACUCUUCAAACACAGGUCAAACAGCUUAAGACCCACAAAAUGAACCUCUGCAAAGAGAUAGAGAAUUGCGAACUUCGUCAUCAAGCGAAGAUGCGUAGAAUUCAGGAUGAGUCAGCAGUAUUUUAUAAUGAAUAUAGAAAAUUGAUGAUACAAACUCCGAGAAUUUCGGAUUCUCAGUUUGCUGAAAUGAUUAUCAAGGCAAAACAGGACAUGGAGAAAGAGGAACAGAAGAAAAGAGAACUACAGGCAGCUGAAAACGAGGCUCGAAAGCGUAAAGCUGAACAACAUGAAGCGGAAUUAGCAGAAACCGAAAGAAAACGCAAAGCUCAAGUGAUUCAACAACAGCAGCAACAGAUGCAAUCUUCUCCAUCUAAUUCGUUUUCGGGACCUACUCAACAGCAACAACCAACGACGGCACAACCUCCUGAAAACACGGCAAAUCCAGUUGUUGAGUCAGAGAGAAACAAUAGUGCUUUGGUUGAAGAAGUGAAGAAAGAAGUUCAGCCUGCUGCUGCUUCGGAAGCAACUACGGUAGAGCAAGUUGAAGAGAAAGCUAUACAUGAGUCAUCUCAACAACAACAGCAUCAACCAACUGUCCAAGUACCACCGGCACCUCAAAUGGUAGCUCAAGGUCAAGGAGGAGCACCAGUUCAAGGUAUGAGCCAGCCACAGCCACCUCCUCCGAAUUACCCCAUGUCAUCUAAUCCCCAACCUCCCCCACCUCCUGAAUAUCAGCAGUACCAUCAACAACAGCAAAAUCGAUAUCCUCCAAGCUACUAUUCUCAGGCUGCGAGAUCACAGUAUCCACCUCAAGGGGGCUAUCCUCAACAAACUGCACCCCCACCACCAAGUUAUCCAACUUCUCAGCCCGUUGUCAAUCAACAACAACAGCAACAAAUGUAUCCUUCUUCGUGGCAACAGCAUCAAGGCGGUGGACCAGGUGGAUAUCCACCGCAACAACAGGGUUACCCAGGUGGUGGUGCGAUGGCAUCUCAGAGAUAUCCCCAGCCGUCACCUCACUCUGGAGGAUAUCAAAGACCUCCAUAUUCAGAGGCUCCUGCACCACCGCCUUAUCAACAACAAGGCGGUACCGGUUCUGUGAUGCAUCAUCCACCUCAACACGGUGGGUAUUGGCAAAGCCAAGGACAGUCGGAAAUGGGUCAGCAGGGUGUUCCACAGACUGGUCAUUACCCUGUUGAUCCACAACAACAACAGCAACAGAUGGGAGGUAUGAUGCCGCCUACACAAGGGCAAGGUCCUCAGCAGAGUGCUCCUGGAUACUAUCAUCAAGGUUACGGUGGAGCCCCAGCUACCGGUUAUGGUAUGCCACCGUCUCAAGGAGGAGUUUACUAUAACGGACCCCCUCAACCACAGGCUCAACAGCAGCAACCGCCAGGUGGAGGUCCUUAUGGUCACCAACAGCCUUAUAUGCAACCACAACAGCUCUCACAGCAUUGGUCUUCGCAACAUCAAUACCCUCCUAGUAGCUAUUCACAACAGACACAGAGGCAGUCGGCACAGCCGAUUCCUCCAGUGUCUCAGACAGUUCCACCACAACAGCAGUCCCAACCCCAACCAAUUCAACCACCUGGAGGACAAGGUAGUAACACUGGGGGAGCGGUUCCCUCACCUGCUCCCUCUUCAGAUCCUUCCGUAAUGAUGCAGAAUAGGCCUUCGUCAAAUUCACCACAACUACAACCUGCUGCAUCUUCUGUACAAACACCACCUGCUCAGUAA
Rodentolepis nana is the source of this 2307-nucleotide messenger RNA. NCBI's taxonomy places the organism in Eukaryota, Metazoa, Platyhelminthes, Cestoda, Cyclophyllidea, Hymenolepididae. The record is from the annotation of a GenBank genome assembly.